AUGCCGGGCGAGGGAAGGGAAGAGUCGUCGAGGAAGGGGUUGGUCGAGAGCGGUCUCUGCGGCCUACCAGGGCUCAGCAGCGAGGCGGGCGUCGAGGGAGAGGCGGCCCUGUUGCGGAAGGGAUUGUUCGAUCCCAGCGUGAUGCCGGGCGAGGCUUGCCGGUCUGGAGAAGAGCGCAGUCCGUCCGCUUUUAACAGUGAAAAGAUGAAACAGCGGGCCAUCUCCCGGGGCGUCUGCGUCUUGCUGUCGUACCUGGCACAGAGACUGGAGCAAGCGACAUUGCAGGAAGAGGCGAAGGCGGACGACGGGCCCGGGGGCGAGUCGCACGGAGAAGUUGGCAGAGGCGAGUCUGAGUCGUCUGUCGUCUGA
Molecule: messenger RNA, 369 nt
Organism: Microsporum canis CBS 113480
Lineage: Eukaryota; Fungi; Ascomycota; Eurotiomycetes; Onygenales; Arthrodermataceae
Exons: 2
Coding region: 1-369 (122 amino acids)
Source: RefSeq, a predicted model, not a curated record